Messenger RNA from Penicillium manginii, 1284 nucleotides. RefSeq names its product glycoside hydrolase family 16 protein. The transcript is spliced from 2 exons. NCBI's taxonomy places the organism in Eukaryota, Fungi, Ascomycota, Eurotiomycetes, Eurotiales, Aspergillaceae. Gene Ontology annotation, molecular function: hydrolase activity, hydrolyzing O-glycosyl compounds; glycosyltransferase activity. Gene Ontology annotation, biological process: fungal-type cell wall organization; carbohydrate metabolic process. Bases 1 to 1284 code for a protein of 427 amino acids. Gene Ontology annotation, cellular component: fungal-type cell wall. The record is from RefSeq and is a predicted model, not a curated record.
AUGCCUUCCAUCUUCAAGUACGCCGCUGUGGCUUUCGCCGCAGUCGCUCCUAUGGCUUCUGCGCAGACCUACUCCAAGUGUAACCCUAUUGAGAAGACAUGCCCUGCCAAUCCUGGUUUGGCCCAGUCCGAUGAAGACUUCGACUUCACCAAGGGCUCUCUUGACAAGUGGACCACCACUGCCGGCAAGGUCAACACCGGUGCUGACGGUGCUGUCUUCACUAUCAACAAGCAGGGUGAUGCUCCUACUAUCCAGUCCGACUUUUACUUGUUCUACGGUUCCGUUGAAGUCACCAUGAAAGCUGCCCCCGGCACAGGCAUUGUUAGUUCCAUUGUCCUGGAGUCCGAUACUCUUGAUGAGGUCGACUGGGAGGCUCUUGGUGGUAACACUGGUGCUAUUGAGACCAACUACUUCGGUAAGGGCGAUACCUCGACCUAUGACCGUGACACUUGGCCUGGUGUGGCCAACCCCCAGGGUCAAUUCCACACCUACAAGGUGGACUGGCAAAAGGAUCACAUUACCUGGUACAUUGACGGUGCUGCUGUCCGUACUCUGAACUACGCCGAUGCUCAGGGCGGUUCUCGCUUCCCCCAGACCCCCAUGAACAUCCGCAUCGGUAUCUGGGCUGGUGGUGACCCCACCAACGGCAAGGGCACGAUUGAGUGGGCCGGUGGUCAGACCGACUACUCUGCUGCUCCCUUCUCCAUGUACAUCAAGGACAUCAAGGUUCACAACGCCAACCCCGCCCAGUCGUACACCUACACCGACAAGUCUGGUUCCUCUGAUUCCAUCAAGGAGGGCGGUGCUGUUUCGGGAUCUCAGACUCGCGACACUACUACCAGCUCCGAGCUCAGCACCACCGAGGCCACUACCACCGCUACCACUAGCGAUGCUCCCACCACUACCAGUGCUGCUCCCACCACUACCAGUGCUGCUCCCACCACUGCCACUACCCUGACCACUGCUACCAAGUCUUCCUCGACUGACUCUACCACCGCUGAGUCCACCACUGCCGGCUCUACCACCGCCAGCUCUUCCUCUGCCGCUGGCUCCUCUGCCGCUGGCAACUCCUCUGCCGCUGGCAGCUCCGGCGCUGGUUCUAGCUCUGGUGGUGCUAGCAGCACUGCUGGCUCCGGUUCCAACUCUGGCAGUGGCUCGGGCUCGGGCUCCGCCACUGGCAGCGCUACCACCCCCACCUCGACCUUCAACGCUGCCUCCAACGUGGCUGCCAGCAUGGGUUCUCUCGGCUUCCUGGCCCUGCUCUCUGCUUUUAUCCAGCUUUAA